Molecule: messenger RNA, 4995 nt
Organism: Puntigrus tetrazona (Sumatra barb)
Lineage: Eukaryota; Metazoa; Chordata; Actinopteri; Cypriniformes; Cyprinidae
Gene: rfx1b
Product: regulatory factor X, 1b (influences HLA class II expression)
Exons: 18
Coding region: 178-2715 (845 amino acids)
Biological process (GO): intracellular signal transduction; regulation of transcription by RNA polymerase II; lipid metabolic process
Cellular component (GO): nucleus
Molecular function (GO): DNA-binding transcription factor activity, RNA polymerase II-specific; RNA polymerase II cis-regulatory region sequence-specific DNA binding; phosphatidylinositol-4,5-bisphosphate phospholipase C activity
Source: RefSeq, a predicted model, not a curated record
GUGGGUAGCAACAGUUGCCCCGGUGAGGACGAGGCGCCAUAGUCACGGUAGUCGUGGCGACAAGAACCCAGCAACGAGAAUCAACAACAACAAUUUGAGCUAUUAAGAAAAUAAAACUCGGCACCAAACUAAGAUCAUCCGGCGGGAAGCGAAAGAGGGAUUUGUGCUGUUGUCGUCAUGGCAACUUCAGGCUACCCCGCCGAGGAGCUCCCGCCCUCCCAAGCGCAAGGGGGCAGCGUCACGGCCUCGUCGAGCCAGCAGAAAACCCCUUCCACCGCCACCACCCAGUUCCUCUCCGACAUCCAGAGCUCGCCGGGCUCCGGUCCCUCACAGGCGGCCUCCAUCGUGAGAGCGCAGGCCACGCCCCCCGUCGGUCAGAAGAAAGCGGUUCUGGCCACGCCCCCUCAAGGAGCGGCGACGGCGGCGCAGUACGUGGCAGGAGAGAUACAAAGCUCCGCCUCCCAGGCGGGAACCGGCCAGAACGCCCAGCAGUACAUAGUGGUGACCGUCACCGAGGGCUCACGUCACUCGAAUGACUCCGAAUCGAAUUCUCCUCCUGCAGGACAGACUGGUGUUCCCACACAGGUAGUGCAGCAGGUGCAGACGGCACAGCAGAGGUCUGUGGUUCAGGCAGCAUCCAAGAGCGGACAACUGGGGGUCGGUAAUCUACACAUCACACCGGAGGUCCCUGUCCAGCAUGUUUACCCGAGCCAGUUUGUGGAGGGAGACGCCAACUACAACAAUACUGCAAUUCGUUCCGGUAGCUACCAGUUCACAGACCCCUCCCUCUACUCUCAGGCCACGCCCACUGUCACUUACUAUGAGACGUCGCCCACCACCGGCUCACUGGUCACGUCCCCCUCCAGCACCCAGCCGGUGUCUGUGACGUCCGGGACGGGCACAGGGGUGGUCUCCAUGUUCUCAGAGGGCAGCCCGGGGAUCACCGUGGUGGCAGGCGGGUCCUCGUCAGGAGUGGGCGGGUCAGGGGGCGUGGUUGCCAGCGGAGCGGCGGGAAGCUAUGUGAUUCAGGGAGGGUACAUGCUCGGUGGAGCCGGAGGAGGGAACCAAAAUUUCUCACACAACACACGUGCAUCACCCGCAACUGUGCAGUGGCUGAUGGAUAACUAUGAGACAGCUGAAGGUGUGAGUCUUCCUCGCUGUACUCUUUACUGUCACUACCUCCUGCACUGCCAGCAGACCAAGCUGGAGCCUGUGAACGCCGCCUCCUUUGGCAAACUCAUCCGCUCCGUGUUCAUGGGCCUCAGGACCCGACGUCUCGGCACCAGAGGGAACUCUAAGUACCAUUACUAUGGCCUUCGAAUCAAGAGCAACUCCCCUCUGCACAGACUGGUGGAGGACCAGCAACACCUGGCCAUGAGACAACAGCCGUACUCACAGAAACAGAGGAUAAAGCCUGUGCAGAAGGUGGAGGGACUAACCAAUGGAAUGGGCCUGGGGGUGGGGCAUCAGCAAGGGGCGGGGCUUUCCGACAUUAGUGCCCAGGUUCACCAGUAUCAGCAGUUUUUAGAUGCAUCUCGCAGUCUGCCGGAGUUCCCUGAUCUCAAAGAUGAGGGUAAGCCUCUGCCCGACGGACUCCAUGCUCAACAUGUACACACAUAUCAGAUGAUCUACAGGGAGCACUGCGAGGCAAUUCUGGACGUGAUGGUAAACCUGCAGUUCCCUCUCGUGGAGACGCUUUGGAAGAGUUUCUGGAGGUUCAGUGAAGGACAAAGCAGUGACACGGAUUCACUCGACCUUCAUGACGAAUCAGAGAAGCGUUUGCCCAAAUCAGUUCUGGUUCUGUUGUGUAAAUAUGAGCCCGUCCUCAACUGGGCCCUCGAGUGCGACAAUUUACUGUACCAAAGCCUAGUGGAGAUCCUCAUCCCUGAUGUCCUGAGACCAAUCCCCAGUGCCUUAACUCAAGCCAUCCGUAACUUUGCUAAGAGUCUGGAGAACUGGCUGACCAACGCCAUGAUCAACAUCCCGGAGGAGAUGGUCCGCAUCAAGAUCGUGUGUGCGGGAGCGUUUGCUCAGACUCUGCGGCGCUACACAUCACUCAAUCAUCUGGCUCAGGCGGCCCGGGCCGUCCUGCAGAACACGGCUCAGAUCACACAGAUGCUCAGCGACCUCAACCGCGUCGACUUCACCAACGUACAGGAGCAGGCCUCGUGGGUGUGUGGCUGUGAAGAUGGUGUGGUCCAGCGGUUGGAGCAGGACUUUAAACUCACCCUGCAGCAGCAGAACUCUCUGGAGCAGUGGGCUACAUGGCUGGAUGGGGUCGUCUCACAGGUCCUGAAGCCGUACACCGGCAGCCCGGCCUUCCCCAAAGCGGCCAAACUCUUCCUGCUCAAAUGGAGCUUCUACAGUUCUGUGGUGAUCAGAGAUCUGACCCUGCGUAGCGCGGCCAGUUUCGGCUCGUUUCAUCUAAUCAGGCUGCUGUAUGACGAGUACAUGUAUUACCUGAUCGAGCACAGAGUCGCAGAGGCCAAAGGAGAGACGCCCAUCUCUGUUAUGGGAGAGUUCGCCUGUCUCAACAGAAGUCAAAGGUCAUUGGAUCCUGAUAAAGAUGAGGAGGAUGAGGAGGAGGACGAUGAGACCGAUGAGGAUCAGGACAUGGCCAUUCCUGUGGUGGUGGGGGAGGAGUCACUGGAGCCGCCCACCAAACUCGCCCGAACGGAGCUCUACAGCAACAGCAGCAGCAGCACGCCGAACUGAAUUCAGUUUAUUCACACUGACUCUGUGUGCUGAGCUCAUCUCUCUACGAUUGACAUACAAUCUUCAGUUUUGCUGAUUUAAGUUCGGUUCAGUUCGUUUUCUGUCGACACAGAGAAACUGAGCGAUCAUUUGCGUUUCCUGGGGUGAAUCGGCCCUCAGAGCUGCUCUAUGAUCUAAUGAAGCUUUUCUAGAAAACGGUAACAUUCGUAUGCCUUAAGUGCACGAACACACACAUUUUCAUUGCCUUCUGUUGUCGAUCAAAGCUGCCAUGUGUGUCAUAUCUCGACUCUUAAAGUGACAGUACAUCAAAACUACUUUUCUUACUUACAUUUUUUUGUCUUGUUUCCAGCCAAAACAGGAAACAAGAUUAUUUUGCUUACCCCAUUGGCGGGAAUAUUUAGCUUGUUAUAAUGACUUAAUCAUUUUUACUUUUUGAUUUAAAGUGCCCCUAUGACGGAUUGUUAAAAACGAUCGUUCGCUCAGUGUGCAACACGGCUUGCAAGUUUUUAAAUGUGAAAGCGAAUGAAGUUAUUGUCUCUUAAAAGAAAGAAUAGACUCUGAAUCGUUGGAAUAAAACAUUUUAAAGGGAAUCUCAAGCCGUUUCAUGUUGACGUCAACAUGAAAUAUUAGCAUAUUGCCCGCCCACUUGAAAUGAAAAUAGUGUAAAAUAGCGGUUUCCCUGGUAACGCUGUACACAAAGCAGCACGGUACUCACAAAUGCUACUUUCGUCAUGAAAUGGAAACAAAAUCAAAGAAUCAGGUUUGGAAAAGCGAUUGGACUGAUUGAGCCAGUAAGGUCAAAAUAAAUGCAUAUUAUAUCACAAAGAAGGUGUUUUUUGACCUUGAAUGCAUGUUUUCAGCCUGUUUUCAGAGACACUCAAAAUACCAUCCUUUCAUUACCCAUAAUAGGUGCACUUUUCAGAAUUUCUUGAAUGUUAUGAUAUUUUUGGCUGGAGUCGAGACAAAAAAUCUAAAUCAAGAAACGCACGUUUUGCAGCGUAGCCGUUCCAAAUGCAUCUCCAAAAAAGUAUGUUCCACAGAAGAAGGUUAUUUAAUGAGGGGCUAAUUUAUAAAGAUCGUUUUGGAGUGAACUGUCGCUUUAAGAGUCCUGUUUUGAUGAACCUCCACCUGCUUCAUGCUGCCAUAGAAAUCAUCGUUUGCCAAAGCCAAUCAUACUUCACCUAGGCCCAUUCCUCAUUAAUAUUCAUGAGUGCGGUCGUUUAAGGUGUAGCUGAAAAGUACAGCGGCAGAUUUUGCCUUUCACAGCUGUAACGCCACAUCCUUCCAUGCUUUGACUUUUUCUUUCUUUUAUUUUUUAAAUAAUAAUGAAAAUUAUAUAUACAAGUGUUGUGCUUUAAUCAGCUGUUUAUCUUUGAUGCUUUAUGAUUUGAGUCUGAUGCUAAUGGAUCAAACGUGCCUUCAGACGAUUAUUCAACCUAAAGAUCCAUGAACGUAUAAAUAAAUUUCAGAAACGAGAAUGCUUUUUAUAUAUAUAUAUAUAUAUAUAUAUAUAUAUAUAUAUAUAUAUAUAUAUAUAUAUAUAUAUAUAUAUGAAAUCUAAUCAGUAAAACAAGCAGAAUCAAUUUCAUGCAUAUUUUAAAAAACACUUUCAGUUGCCAAGUUUGGUUGAGACGAAUGAGAUUCGGUGUUUUAUCAUCCACUUCGCUAAAUUAAACGAAAGCUUCUUGUGUUCAUCUGUCGUUUUUUUCCCCCUCAUUUCGCACGAAUCACUCAUUCUAUAUCCACACAAAUGUAGCGAGCACAAACGAUUCAACCAACGUUGAAUGCAUUAGAGAUGUUUUGUGAUUGGACGCUCCGGUGCAGUUCAUGAAUAUUCUGUAGCUAAUUAUGGCGGUUUUUGACAGCCAAUCAGCAGCUAGUGUGCUACUCUCCAGUGGUUAUAGAGCCAAACCAGAACGUGUUGGACAAUUAAGUUUUCAUUUAAAAAAAAGAAAAAAUAUGCUAGUGAUGAUUAUGAAUACUAAAGUAACAGUUUAGCACAGGUUUAUAUUGUUUUUAAAUAUAUAUAUAUAUAUAUAUGUUUCUUUAAUUGUACUAUAAGAGUUGCUGCAAAUGCUGAUUUUAGUUGUGUGAAAAUUUUCCUGUGUGCGAUUAUGCUAAAGUAUGAUAUAGUUUUAUGAUCUUGUACUGUUGAAACCAUAAUGGCCUUAUUUGAAGUGUACCCGUAGCAGAGAUCCAUGUAAAAAUCUGUAUUAUCGUGCCUCAAAGUUCAGUGUCCCUUUAAAAAAAAAAAAAAAAAGAAAGCUUUUAAGAAAAUUA